AUGGCGGGGGCUGCCACGCCCCUCGUCUGGGACCACGUCGUCGGCGCCGCUCGCCUGCCGUUCUACCUCCCCUCCUCCACCGAAUCCCGGCCUACAGGGCUGCCGCGCCUCGACUCCCCAUGUCGGAUAGCCGCCACGGCCUUUGGAUCGGACGACGAGUUGGUGGAUCUGGAACUGCGGGUCGAGAUCUCGUCCAUCACCGGUAUCGAGGACGCGCUGCUUCUGAAGCCCGCCUCUGGUAAGGCCACCGAGACGUGGCUUCGUGUCGUGUGGGCGCACUGGAUGCAGGGGAAGGCCGACUACCUACGGCGCUGGCGUAAAGCAGUGGGGGCGUGCUCGCCCGCCUGGCAGCAGUGCAGCAGCUGCGCUCGUCGGCCAAGGCGCAGCCACCUGCUCGUCCGGUGGCGGAGCAGCGCACACGCGCUAGCCCGACAAUGGCUCAACUAG
Molecule: messenger RNA, 447 nt
Organism: Miscanthus lutarioriparius
Lineage: Eukaryota; Viridiplantae; Streptophyta; Magnoliopsida; Poales; Poaceae
Source: the annotation of a GenBank genome assembly